UUUACAUGUGCCUGUCUGCCUUUUGUUUCUCCCAGAAGAUCAUCCAGACUCAGCAUACCAUCUGAUAUCACACGCUCACAAACAUGGCCACCGAAAGACUAAGCUCAGUGCUCCGCCACAUCACUCCUGGCAAGAGUCCCCUCGACACCAUCACACAGAAGAACCCCGACGACAUUGUCAUUACUCUGGCCAUCCGCACACCCCUCACCAAGGCUGGCAAGGGUGGCUUCAAGGACACUCAUCUCGAUGGUCUCGUCUUCAAGCUGCUCGAGCAGGUCGUGCAAAAAUCAAGAAUCGACCCUCAGAUGGUAGAGGACAUCUGCCUGGGCAAUGUAUCCGAUGCCAAAGCCGCCUACUACGUCCGCGCCGCCUGUCUCGCUGCCGGCUUCCCCAACACCACCGCCGCAUACUCGACCAACCGCUUCUGCAGCUCCGGUCUCAAGGCCACACAAGACAUUGCCAACCAGAUCAUGGCCGGUGCCAUCGAAAUUGGUGUCGCCAUCGGUGCCGAGUCCAUGACCGACGGUGGUGAUCGCCUUACCCGCCCCUUCGUCGACGAGAUUGUCAACGCCAACCAAGACGCCGCAGACUGCCUGCAACCCAUGGGUCAGACCUCCGAGAACGUUGGCAAGGACUUCAACAUCUCGCGUCAAGAGCAGGACAAGUACGCUGCUGAAUCAUACCGCCGUGCCGAGGUCGCCCAAAAGGCCGGCUGGUUCGACGACGAAAUCACUCCCAUCACCGUCAAGGUCAAGGACCCCAAGACUGGCGAGGUCAAGGACGUCAAGUUGACCAGAGAUGAGGGUCCCCGCUACGGCACCACCGCCGAAGCCCUCGGCAAGAUUCGCCCUGCUUUCCCCGACUACGGCGACCGCAGCACCGGCGGAAACAGCUCUCAAGUCACUGACGGUGCCGCCGCCGUCCUCCUCAUGAAGCGUUCAAAGGCCCUCGAACUUGGUCAACCCAUCGUAGCCAAGUUUGUCGGUGCCACCGUCGCCGGUCUCGCCCCUAGAAUCAUGGGUAUUGGUCCUUCAAUCGCCAUACCCAAGCUUCUCUCCAAGUACCAACUCUCCCUCGACGACAUUGACGUUAUCGAACUCAACGAGGCUUUCGCAUCCAUGGCCGUAUACUGCCGUGACACACUCAAGAUUGACUGGAGCAAGAUGAACAUCCGUGGUGGUGCCAUCGCCCUUGGACAUCCUCUCGGUGCCACAGGUGCGAGACAAAUCGUUACCGGUCUCAGUGAGUGCAGGAGGCAGAAGAAGAAGAUUUUGCUCACGAGUAUGUGUAUUGGUACCGGUAUGGGUAUGGCUGGCUUGUUCGUCAACGAGCAGCUGUAAAUAUUUGUUCUCUUUUCUUAGGAUUUUCAUGAAAGCGUAUAUGAUUUUACUUCUUCCAAUCUUGUGAUCAUCUGCCUUCAAUCAUCUAAAUGGAUGUGAUGAAUCGAUGUCACUACGAGAGCCACCUCUAGCACGCGGCAGACAUGAAAUACGGGUCCAUAAACGUUGACUCAAAUUCCAUGAUCACUCCAAAACCCCGUCCCCCAACGGAGUAGAAGUCAGAAAAUGUCCC
Aureobasidium pullulans EXF-150 is the source of this 1572-nucleotide messenger RNA. Its product is annotated as beta ketoadipyl CoA thiolase. Gene Ontology annotation, cellular component: peroxisome. The transcript is spliced from 3 exons. Lineage: Eukaryota; Fungi; Ascomycota; Dothideomycetes; Dothideales; Saccotheciaceae. Gene Ontology annotation, biological process: phenylacetate catabolic process; fatty acid beta-oxidation. Bases 84 to 1340 code for a protein of 418 amino acids. Gene Ontology annotation, molecular function: acetyl-CoA C-acyltransferase activity. The record is from RefSeq and is a predicted model, not a curated record.